Messenger RNA from Rubroshorea leprosula, 1519 nucleotides. Lineage: Eukaryota; Viridiplantae; Streptophyta; Magnoliopsida; Malvales; Dipterocarpaceae. The record is from the annotation of a GenBank genome assembly.
GGGAGAUACAGAGACAAAGCGCCAGUUGAUUGAUUUCACCUGCCGGAAAAACACUCGAUCGUUUACAUACAUACCCGCCCACUAACUAUCAUAAGGGCAGGAAUCUUCAGAAAGCAUGAGUCUUUUAUACACUAGUUCUAAUUUCAGCUAUGCAGAUGUGGAAUUCAGAAAGAGCCUGGAAUUCCUUGAUCACUCCAAUCACUAUCAUCAACAACACUACCGCUCUACUACUCCUGAAACUGAAACUGAAACCUUUUUAUCAAAAUACAUGAUGUUACCUUCUAAUGGUUUACCUAAUUGUGAUUCUGCUUCUCAUGAUAUUCAACAAUUUGGACACAAAGCUGUGAAGCAAGAAACCACGGACUCCUUGUCUCACCAGAAUGGAUAUUCUAAUGGUUCGCGAAUGAUGCUUCUUCAAGGCUCAGAUUCAGAUUCAGCAGGAGAUGGUAAUACCAUGGACACUCCUUUCAUUGGAUUCGAGAAUUCGAUGCCAGGGGAAAUGACUACUGGAAAUGCUUCCGCUCUUCUUCGGCACAGCAGCUCCCCUGCAGAAUUUUUCUCCAACUUUGGCGUUGAAAAUGGUUUAAGUUUCAGAGCUAGCAGUGGUACUAACAAUGAAGCCGGUCCGUCACCUAGUAGGUUAUAUAAUCACUUGGACUACUUCUUCUCAUCUGGGCCAUCUUCACAUUCAAUGCCCAUGUCUCAGACUACUGAAAGUGAGAACCAAGGCAUAAGGGUGAAUAAUGGAGGCUUAAGCAAUAGUUGUGGCAGCAAAAUACCGUUCAUCAUGUCUACAAUGGCAAGUGAUUCAUGGCAAAAUGCUUCCCUCAGUGGGCAGAAGAGAGCCAGGGGAACUGAAGAAGGGAGCUUGUUCUGUCGUGACGGUUCAAGAACUUCACCAGCACAGAAUGGGGAUUCUAGAGACCGCGCUUCUGUUUUAACACACCACUUGAGUUUGCCUAAGACUUUUGGUGAGAUGGGUGCUAUAGAGAAGAUAUUUCAGUUUCAAAGUCACGUUCCUUGUAAGAUUCGUGCCAAAAGAGGCUGCGCUACUCACCCGCGUAGCAUUGCAGAGAGGGUGAGAAGAUCGCGGAUUAGUGAAAGAAUGAGGAAACUUCAAGACCUUUUUCCGGACUUGGACAAGCAAACAAACACGGCAGAUAUGUUAGAUAUGGCAGUUGAGUACAUUAAAGAUCUUCAAAAGCAAGUAAAGGCACUCACGGAUACUAAAGCUAAGUGCAGGUGUUCAAGUAAACAAAAACAUUACUCAAUUGCUUCUGCCUGAGUUGGGUUUUGUCCAGAUUGCAAAAGGAAGUUGGGAAAGUCUAAUCUAUAAUUAUGUUUCGUUGAAAAAAUACCAGCUGGAACAUAUAUAUAUAUUAUAUGUGUGAGUUAAUUAGAUUGCUACUGUAUAUUCACGUGGAAUUGACGUAGUCAGUUUUCUCUUUCAUCAAGAAAUACUGCUAAAAGGAAUAAAGAUGCCUUCACCGUAUGGCUGAAAUGAAAUUUUUGUUAAUUA